AACCCGCCCAGCGCCCACCCACCACUGCAUGACUGCCACAUGACGACGCCUCGCCACCAUGCCGCGCCGCCGCCGCUACUCGCCGCGCUCAUCCUACUACUACUGCUCGUCGGGCCCGCCGCCGCGCAGGGGCCGUCGCGGGACAAGGACAACGGCGGCGGAGGAGGCGGAGGGUACAGCAGGCAGACGCAGCCGCCGGGGUUCAGCGCGCCCAUGGUUGUGCUCCUCGUGGCGCUCAUCGCGGCCUUCUUCUUCAUCGGCUUCUUCUCCGUGUACAUGCGGCGGUGCGGGCGGGGCGCCUCCUCGGGCGGCCCGGCCAUCCCAGCCUCCGCGCUGCUCGCGCUGUCGCGGCAGGAGGAGCGGAACCGGCAGCGCGGGCUCGACCCCACCGUGGUCGCGUCGUUCCCGACCAUGAGGUACGCGGAGGCCAAGGAGCUCCGGGUCGGGGGCAAGGACGCCGCGCUCGAGUGCGCGGUCUGCCUCAGCGAGUUCGAGGACGACGAGGAGCUCCGGCUGCUGCCCCGGUGCAGCCACGCCUUCCAUCCGGACUGCAUCGGCGAGUGGCUCGCCGGCCACGUCACCUGCCCCGUCUGCCGGUGCAGCCUCGACCCCCAGGAGCUCGCCGCGGCCGAGGCGAACAGCUCCGGCGAGCUGGCUGGGGAGGACCAGCAGGCGGAUUCGGUGGCUAUCGACGUGAGCUGCGACGGCGCCGAGGAGGAGGACAGGAGGAGGGAGGAGGCGAUGGAGCUGGAGCGGAUCGGGAGCCAGCGCCGCGCGGUGCGGUCGCGGUCGGGGCGGCCGCCGCUGCCGCCGCCGCUCGUCCCGCGGUCGCACUCCACGGGCCACUCCCUCGCCACGCGCCUCGACGGUGACCUCGAGCGCUUCACGCUGCGGCUGCCGGAGCACGUGCGCAGGGAGAUGGUCGCCGCUGGCGAGGAGAGCCUGCGCCGCACGGGGCCGGCGGAGCGGGACCGGGACCGGGACGGCAGCGCCGGCGCCGCCCGAAGCGCGCGGCUCGGGCGGUCGGACCGGUGGCCGUCGUUCAUCGCGCGGACGCUCUCGUCAAGGGUCCCGUUCUGGUCCGCGUCGAGGAGGGUGCCGGUGCCCGACGCGGGGGAGCCCGCCGUGGCGGCAGGGACGACGACGGAAGCGUCCCCGAGGACCACCAAGCGUGAGAAAACGGCCAACGCGGCGGACGGCGGCGCCGUGACCCCGCCCAAGGGGAGCGUCCGCUUCGACUGCCUCGGCGGCGCCGCCACUGCCGUCUCCGGCGCGAGGGUCGGCGCCGCGGCCGGCGACAGCGAGACCGAGGACGACGACGAGGAGAAGGCGAUCGCCCGGCAGCGGCAGGCCUGAUUCGCGCCACGCAUCGCGCGCGUGUGUUCGUCGAUCCACACCACUGACUACGGCGAGACGGCGACGCACGUCGCACGGACGCGGCACAUGGUAGCGUAUCAAUGCGCGGCGAGGCGAGGCGCCGCGGACUAUCCAUGGCCAUGUGAUCCACGAGACGAAGCUGCUCGCGCGCAAAUGUGAACGCGCCGCGGGAACGACGACUCCGUUCCGUUGGAAACGGUUUCAUUUUCCAGUUUUUACUCUUCUGCGUGCUGUAGUACUUUAGAAAAAUGAGAAUGCGAAUACGAGACGUAGAGGAGUUCUUGAUUAUUCUUUUCCGUUGCCGUUGAAAAAUGGGGCGAAGUCGUUGUAAAGAUAGGAGCUGAAGUUAGGCUUGGUAAGCUGAGAAAGUAUUCAGUUCAAGAAGAUUCAAAAGGUUUACGA
Messenger RNA from Setaria italica (foxtail millet), 1779 nucleotides. RefSeq names its product RING-H2 finger protein ATL32. The coding region runs from base 40 to 1356 and encodes 438 amino acids. The transcript has a single exon. Lineage: Eukaryota; Viridiplantae; Streptophyta; Magnoliopsida; Poales; Poaceae. The record is from RefSeq and is a predicted model, not a curated record.